This is a messenger RNA of Gossypium arboreum, 1177 nucleotides long. Its product is annotated as probable methyltransferase TCM_000331. The transcript is spliced from 4 exons. Gene Ontology annotation, biological process: methylation. Bases 95 to 1177 code for a protein of 360 amino acids. The record is from RefSeq and is a predicted model, not a curated record. Gene Ontology annotation, molecular function: S-adenosylmethionine-dependent methyltransferase activity. Lineage: Eukaryota; Viridiplantae; Streptophyta; Magnoliopsida; Malvales; Malvaceae.
AUGCCCCUCUGGCCUCUGCAUCACAUUUUCGCACAGAUCACUCGUCUUUAUAUAAGAUCAACACAGAUUGGGAGACAUCCAGAUCCAGCAAGUAAUGACUAUGGCUCCGGCAUCAUCUGCAAAUGUUUAUUGCACCAAUGCCACAGACAAAGAAAUUAGCUAUGCCAAUAAUUCCUCACUUCAAAAAAAAGUACAAUUGAAGACAAGGCCAUUCCUAGAGGACACCAUCAAAGACAUGUUGAGCAAGAUGGUUCACGUUCCUUGUAUUAAGGUGGCUGAUUUGGGUUGUGCUUCGGGUCCAAACACGUUCUUCCCGACAUGUGAAGUUAUGGAUAUCAUCGCUAGUGUUUGCCGACAAGCACAUUGGGAAUCGCCUGAGCUUCAAGUGUUCCUUAAUGAUCUUCCCCAAAACGACUUCAAUACUGUGUUUAAAUCAAUUCCUGCAUUCAAUGGGAAGCCUUGUUUCAUUGCCGGAGUUGCAGGUUCCUUUUAUCAAAGGCUAUUUCCGAGCAAGAGCAUUCAUUUCGUGCAUUCUUCUUACAGUCUUCAUUGGCUCUCAAAGGUACCAAGAGGAGUUGAGGAUAACAAGGGAAAUUUAUACAUAGCAAAGUCGAGCCCUCCUAAUGUAUCCAAAGCUUAUUCAGGGCAAUUUCGAAAUGAUUUCUCGAGAUUUUUACACUUUCGUUCCGAAGAAAUGAUAACUGAGGGACGAAUGUUGCUUACAUUCAUUGGUAGGAGCAGUACUGAUCCCACAAGCAAAGACUGUUGUGCCAUAUGGGAUUUGUUCACCAAAUCACUCCUCGACUUGGUGGCUAAGGGAUUGGUGCGUGAAUCUGAUAUAGAUUCAUUCAAUGUACCUUACUAUUACCCUUGUGAAGAAGAAGUGAGAGAAAUUAUCGAAAAAGAAAGAUCUUUCGCUCUCGACAAAUUAGAGAGUUUCGAAAUGAAUUGGGACUUCGAAGAUGAUGUUUUCAACGAAAAUUUCGAAAAGAGUAGAAGCGGGCGAAAUGUUGCAAAUUGCAUACGAGCAAUUACAGAAUCUAUGAUUGCUAGUCAUUUUGGAGAGGCCAUAAUUGAUGAUCUGUUCUCAAGAUUUGCACAACAUGUGGGUGAGCAUUUGUCGUGUGAGAAGACAAAGUACUAUGUUACUAUAGUUGUUUCAAUGACUAUGAAAUAG